Ananas comosus (pineapple) is the source of this 946-nucleotide messenger RNA. Its product is annotated as alpha-dioxygenase 1-like. The record is from RefSeq and is a predicted model, not a curated record. The transcript has 5 exons. Gene Ontology annotation, molecular function: peroxidase activity; heme binding; oxidoreductase activity, acting on single donors with incorporation of molecular oxygen, incorporation of two atoms of oxygen. Lineage: Eukaryota; Viridiplantae; Streptophyta; Magnoliopsida; Poales; Bromeliaceae. Bases 1 to 735 code for a protein of 244 amino acids. Gene Ontology annotation, biological process: response to oxidative stress.
AUGAGGAUUGCUGCUCGGAAAAAGAUAAGGACGUUCGGGCAUAGGGAGUUCCUAUUCCUGAUGCAUAAGCCGUGCAGAGUAUGGAUAAGGGGGGAGCAAGUUCUGUCGACGAUCGGAUUUGAGAGGCAGCUUGUCUCCAUGGGCCAUCAAGCAUGUGGUGCUCUUGAGCUUUGGAACUACCCUUUGUUCUUUAGAGAGCUCAUUGCACAGAACGUUGACGGAACCGAACGACCUGAUCAUGUCGACAUGCCUGCUCUCGAAAUUUAUCGAGAUAGGGAAAGGAACGUUCCGAGGUACAACGAAUUCCGACGUAGGCUUCUGAUGAUUCCUAUCUCCAAAUGGGAGGAUUUGACCGAUGAUCGAGAAGCAAUAACAGCUCUACAACAAGUAUACGGAGAAAACAUUGAGAAGUUGGAUCUUCUCGUGGGCCUUAUGGCUGAGAAGAAGAUAAAGGGCUUCGCGAUAAGUGAAACUGCUUUCUUCAUUUUUACUAUAAUGGCAACGAGGAGGUUAGAAGCAGAUCGGUUCUUCACGAGCUACUUCAAUGAGGACGCGUACACGAAGACGGGCCUCGAGUGGGUAAAUAGCACGGAGAGCCUUCGAGAUGUUAUCCAUCGCCAUUACCCGAACAUCACUAGCAAGUGGAUGAACUCCACCAGCGCAUUUACUGUGUGGGAUGCUCCACCGAAUUCCUUCAAUCCCAUCCCGCUGCUUCUUCGUUUUCCUCCUGCUUAAGAGAACAGCUGUGCUACAUAUGACCACUUGUUUUCGUACAUAUAUUUUUCGUCGAUUAAUAAGCUUUGCAAGUUUGAUUGUCUGAAGAAAAUAAGAAGGGAACCACUGUUGUUAAUUAUUUAUGCACUAACUAUGAAAUAAAGGAAGUCCAAUAUAUAGUUUGGGCUCGGAUAUUCUCUAACAUAUAUACUCGGUGAUUUAUUUAUGUUUA